CAUUAUAUUACAUUUAUUUUAUCAUGUGAGAAAAGGAAAUAACUCUCAUACUUGGGGUACAUUGCCAAUCACCCUCGCAGAGAACAUAACCCAUGAGUGCGCUCCAAGGAAGUAGCUCGUGCAUGUCUGUUGAUAGUGACCUACUUCACAGCAACCAGCUAUAUCUAGAAUUUUAUAUUUUUCGCAGGUGGAGAUAGGCGUAAACCACACAACGCGACCUUGUCAAGACGGUGGAGUCGAGGAGCACGGAAAGAGCUAUUACUUCAUAUCAGAUUAUCUGUUUGACGAAAUGGCUAUGAAGGGCGAAUUUCUGUCGACAAACACUGUUUUAGGCUGGAGAUACGGCUUCAGCCGGCGCGAGCUGGCGAGGGCCGCGCAGGCACAGAAGCUGUGCGUGACGCACACGGACGUGGUCGGGGCGCUGGCCCUGUUCGACUCGGCGGUGCGGCCGCACCUCGUGCUGACCGCGCCCUGCACGGAGCGUCUGCACCACCGGCUGCUGAGGGAGAAGUACGAGGCCCGAGACGGGGCCAUCGUCCGCAGGAGGGGGGCGCGCCCAGUUCCAGAAAACCCACCUGAUGGAAAGGAGAUUCCUGCCACCACCAACGAGGAUAUUCAAAGAGCGGAAGAAUAUUUCUACGACACCGUCCUGCAGUCCAGGGAGUCUUAUCUUUCCCUCCACCGAAACAAUCCUGGUUUCUUCCUCGAAACCAUUCUCGUCGACAGCUUGGACGAAGCUGUGGGGAAACUGGCUCGAGUCGUGGAACAAGUUCUUGAGUGCUCGACAAAUGAGAAGCCGAUCUACUCUAUUGAAGAUGAUCCCGUGUACCGCGCGAUGACCUCAGCGAGGCUGCUUGAAUUUAAGAAAGAAAUACUCUCAAAUCAGUCAACAGCAAGAAAACAAGCCGAAUCAUUCAAAUCUUAUCAUAGCACAAAACUUAGAAAAUGA
This is a messenger RNA of Bacillus rossius redtenbacheri, 949 nucleotides long. RefSeq lists its product as uncharacterized. NCBI's taxonomy places the organism in Eukaryota, Metazoa, Arthropoda, Insecta, Phasmatodea, Bacillidae. The transcript has 3 exons. The coding region runs from base 290 to 949 and encodes 219 amino acids. The record is from RefSeq and is a predicted model, not a curated record.